Messenger RNA from Glycine soja, 1986 nucleotides. RefSeq names its product kinetochore protein NDC80 homolog. The transcript has 4 exons. Gene Ontology annotation, cellular component: Ndc80 complex. Lineage: Eukaryota; Viridiplantae; Streptophyta; Magnoliopsida; Fabales; Fabaceae. Gene Ontology annotation, biological process: attachment of mitotic spindle microtubules to kinetochore. Bases 99 to 1814 code for a protein of 571 amino acids. The record is from RefSeq and is a predicted model, not a curated record.
AAACCCCCAGAUAUCCAUAGCAUAAUAUAAUACUCACUUAACAGUCGGCACUACUCACACAAAUUCAAAAUUGGAAUCGAAUCAUCCAUUGUGCGAAGAUGAGACCCACCGCGCGUCGGCAAGCGAAGGACUCCUUCAUUCCCCCGGCGCCGCCCACUCCGCUGGACUUCCACCACCGCCAGUACUCCUCCCGCGACUCCGACGUCAGCAGCCGCCCCUCCUCCGUCGGCAUCGGCAGACGCCCCACCCUAGACCUCUACAAUGAGCCUUCCUACAAGCAAACGGUGGUUUCCACCAUCAACUCCUUCCUCUCCUCCCACAACUUCCCAAUCACCUUCAAAACGACGCUCCCCUCUGCCAAAGACAUCCACGAAACCCUAAAAUUUCUCCUCUCUCUCCUCGACUUCCCUUUCUCCAAACUCGAAGAGGAUCUCCCUCCCCUCCUCAAACGCCUCAAUUAUCCUUUUAAACUCAACAAAUCCAUUCUCCGUUCCCCAGCCGCGCCUCACCAAUGGCCUACCUUCCUCGCUCUCAUCCACUGGCUCGUCCAGAUCGCCAAAUUCCACCUCCACCUCUCUUCUUCCCCCAAACAGCACAACUCCCUCUACCAAUACACCGUCAACAGCUACAUGCACUUCAUCCACAACGAGGACGACGCCGUUGAGGACCUCGACCGCAGCAUCAAGGAUAAGCUCCACCACGAGAAGGCCGCCGCCGAGGAACGCCUCCAGGCCACGCGCCGCAGCGCCGCCGAGCUCGAGGCGGAGCUCGAGCGGCUCCGGUCCGCGCCCUCACUGAAGGAGGCGCUGGAGAAGGAGAAAGCAAUGCUGGAGGACGACGUGAAGAAGUUCCACAAGAUGAUCGAGGAGUUAUCCCUGCGGAUCGAGCAGGCGGAGAGGGUUCUGGCGGAGAAAGAGAAGCAGGUGGAGGCGAAGCAAGCGGAGAACGAGAAGAUCUGCGAGGAGAAUGAGGAGCUGAAGCGUCGCGUGGAGGCGCAGAGCUUCAACGCGAGGGACGUGGAGAGGAUGAAGAGGGAGUUGCAGGCGGUGGAGAGGGACACUGCGGAGGCUGAACUUGCAAGGAAUGCGUUGGAGGAGCAGGCGUGGGAUCUCGACACCACUCUCUCACACAAAAUCAAAGACCUCGAGGCUCUCGGCAUGGAGUGCAACCAAGCCCUUAAGAGGUUGAAGAUUGGUAAUGGAAUUCAAUAUCUGCUGAAUGCCAAGGGUACUACUCCUGCUGAGAUAAUGGGAAUCGAUCACAAACUUGUGCUGAAGCCUGCACUUAGAUCCUUUUCUGAUGAAAUCAAGAAAAGUUCUAUGGAAAAACUGGAGGAGUCCAUUUCUUAUCAGCAGAAGUCUGGUGAAAAUGCUGUUAGGCUUGAGGGGAAAAGAAAUCAGCUUGCGGCAGUGCAAUCACGUAUUGAUGAAAUGGAAGCUCAACUGAACAGGAUAAAGAAGGAAACACAUGAAUACACAAGUAGAGCUUCUGCUGAAGCUAAGAAAAUGUUGGAGGAUGUCCAGCUGGCAGAUCAUGAAAUUGACAUUAUGGAAAGAGAGGCAGCUGAGGUUCUCAAGACAUCCGAAUUGAAGUUGCAGGAAGUGAUUAAACAAAGUGAAGAAGAAAUUCAAAUGCAUGCCAGGGAACUCUUUCAGCUGGUUGAUUCCGUCUCAAAAUUCAAAGAACAUGUGGGUUCCAAAAUUUCAGAGAUUGGGAGGGAUCUAUCUGAAACUGCCGCUGCUGUCUCAGAUACAUAUAGGGGAGCUUGUGUAGAUAUAGAUAUUGAGAGGAAAAAAAUGAGAGAGAGAAAAUAAUUUAAUAUAUUUACUUCGCUUUAGAGUUAUGUAGUUUAGGUUGGUGAAUUUAUUAAAGGAGAACCUUACAAUUGUAACUUCCAUUUUCUAACCUUUAAUCUAUAGUGUUGUUACUCUAUGUUAAUUCGUUACACAUAUGGAACUAUUAUUAAUAUAGAAAGUAUUCAAUCGC